GUGACAACCAACAAAAGAAAAAGCUACCAAACGGGAAUAGGCAAAUCGCGGCAAGGCUGGGUUAUUCCUGCACCGCCCUCGAGACGUCAACAACAAGACUUGUCCCAUGGUCUUCUUCCAUUUGCAAACUCUUGCCGUUAGUCGAAAAUACCACGCUUCAAAUCAUUUCAUAGGGUGCACUCCGAGGGACACGGCAUAAAAGAUGCCAUCGUUCCACUUGCGGAGCCCACUGGGGCUUGCCUUUACUUUUGGCUUCUUGUUUCUGUCUUUAAGCGGGCAGCAGGUCCCUGAUGACCAGUUCUCGCGGCGAGGGAACCACGUCGCUGCUGUUCUUGGAGAUUAUUUAUACGUCGAAGGAGGAGAGAUAGCACGGCUGGUGGAUGGCGAGGUCGAGAAACCAAACCCGACGAGGCCAGUGAAUAGCACUUUUUCCAUACCCCUGAACGUGGCCUGGACGAACAAGACAGUCGUCUUUAAGGAAACGCCCGUGGAAAACGAAGCGUCCAUGGACCACGCAUCGGUAUGGACCAACGACGACGGCAGCGGCGGCAGCGGCACGAAAAUGUACCUCUGGGGCGGCGAGAGGGCGUACGAAGCGGUGACGGACGAGGCCCGAAAUCCUCGCCUGCGCGUGUUCACCGCCGACGGCAGAGGGGGCGGCUCCUGGGGCCACGAGGAGGUGCCCAACCUGGACUUUGUGGUGCGCACAGCCGGAGGAGCAGGGGUUGGCUGCGGCGGCUUCGGGCUCAGCUUGGGCGGCUGGAGCAACAAACGAAGCGAUUUCCGCGUGCGCCACGACGGAUCCAUGCCGGUGCCCGGUCUGGUGACGCACCGGAUAACCUCGUCGUCGUCGUCGUCGCAGCAGCAGCCACAACCCUGGGGGAACGAAUCGGCACCCAUGCACCCCCCCUUUGGGACGUUGAAGAUGGGCAGGGCGGUCUGCCUGCCGACGGUGGGGGGCGACGAUGGCAAGGCGACGGGGCUGGCGGUCUUUAUGGGCGGGUCGGCGCUCUCGCGCGACAGCACGCAGGGGGCGGCGGCGGUGCUCUUCAACAACGUCACCAUGUACGACCCGACGCGGCGGCGGUGGCACUCGCAAGUGUCGACGGGCCAGGUGCCGCCGCCGCGCAUGCGUUUCUGCACGACGGCGGCCAGGUCCGCGGCCACGGGCACGUACGAGAUCUUUGUGUACGGCGGCGGGAGCACCCUGGGGCUCGACGAGGAGCAGCCCUACUCGGACCUGCACGUGCUGACCGUGCCGGGGUUCCGGUGGUUCAGGGUCGACCUCGGCACCGCGGACGACUCCAUCCACAAGCGCCAGGACCUCAGCUGCACUGCCGUCCCCGGCACGCGGCUGAUGAUCAGCGUCGGCGGCUGGGAGAAUAGCCGCGAUGCGAAGACGUGGAGCAGGCCGGAUCCGUGGACCAAGGGGAUUGGCGUCUUUGACAUGACGGCGCUGCGGUGGGUGGAUCGCUACGAUCCCGCCGCGGGAGAGUACGAGUCGCCCAAGAUGGUUAGGGACUGGUACCAGAGCAGAGGGCUGGCGUCCGUGGAGUGGAGCAGCGAAGAAACCAAGCAGCUGUUUUCCUCUAUGCUGGUUCAAGAUUCGGCAACAACCGGCGGCACCGGAGAUGAUGCAUCCAAUAAUAACGGUGGAACCCAAAAGGACGGCAACGACAGCAACAACAGCAGCACCAACAACACGCUCCCCGCAAUAAUAGGAGGGACGGCAGGGGGCGUGGCGCUUGUCGUAUUGGCUGGGCUGCUGUUUGUGCUGAUCCGACGCCGACGCCGCCAGCAGCAAAGACAGGUCGAGCCGGCGUCGUCUGGCUCGAGCGAUUUCGGAGGGGAGUGGAAACAAGCACCCGAGCAGGCCUCGCUUGCGACGUCACAAGAGCUUGCCUCGCUUACACGACCACACGAGCUGGCCUCGGCCCCCAAAACACAGGAAAUGUGUGCCGUAUCCUACAUGCACGAGAUGGAGGCCAAACAGAUCCAAGAGGUCGAGGGGAGUGGAGUGGUGCACGAGCUGGACGCUGCAAGGGGAGGGGGCAACACUGCAUGGAGGCAGUAGCACCCUUCACCGCCGAGUUGCAUUGCGGAGGAAUACCACGUAGCAUUGGGGAUCAUUCAUGUACGAAUACGUACCGGAUGAAUGAAUGAGAUAUAGUGAGGGCAGACAAUUGACAUUGUAAUCACAUUGUACGGAGUAAUCACAUUGUAAUGAAAUUGAUAAAACUCGGCAAGAAUAACAAGCACCAAUGGACAUGG
Molecule: messenger RNA, 2271 nt
Organism: Pyricularia oryzae 70-15
Lineage: Eukaryota; Fungi; Ascomycota; Sordariomycetes; Magnaporthales; Pyriculariaceae
Exons: 3
Coding region: 203-2074 (623 amino acids)
Molecular function (GO): protein binding
Source: RefSeq, a predicted model, not a curated record